AUGGCGAAGUUAGACGGAGUUAGGCUAGGUAGGGACAAUGGAAGCAGAAGUACGGCGAAGUUUGACGGAGUUAGGCUAGGUAGGGACAAUGGGAGCAGAAGUACGGCAAAGUUAGACGGAGUUAGGCUAGGUAGGGACAACGGAAGCAGAAGUGCGGCGAUGUUAGGCGGAGUUAGUCGAAGGAGGAAGAGGAUGGCCGAGGACUCGGGGAAGUUGGACGAAAACAAAACACCAGUUAGAGUAACUACGCCGAAGUACGCCGUAGUUACACUCCUUUCGACGUCUGCGCCCUCCCGGUUGGGUGAGACAUCGACUCAGGAGCGUCAAGUUAACCGAGGGACGGGUUUUCCCCUUUUCGAGAUUUCCCCACUGGGUUUGCUCAAAAGCGGUUUCUCACCUGUCCAAGUAUGGGAGGAUUUGGAACAAGGACUGGUCCCAGAGGUAGAAAUACCAACAAGUUCUUUGAGAAGUACCAUUUCACAUGAUCUCACUCCUAACACUCCUGCCCCAGACCCGCUGAAUGAAUUAUCGCAGCAGUUGUCACAACUUUUAGCCAUUAUGACAAUGCAACAAAAGGAACAGAAUGCAUUAAGGGAAGAACUGGCUAUGAUGAAGGCUGACCAACAGAACCAACAGCUACCCACCUCAAAAGGGGCAAAUUCAUUCAAAUUCAAGGAAAACAAACCGCGUUUGGAACAGAGACUCACCAGCAACAAACAAGUAGGAAGGACUAGAUGUGCAGAUCCACCAACCUUCAGUGGAGAACGAGGGGAAUUGGACAACUUCUUGGCAGCUUGCCUUAUGAACUUUGAAUUCAAAGGGGCCGAGUAG
Molecule: messenger RNA, 831 nt
Organism: Tremella mesenterica DSM 1558
Lineage: Eukaryota; Fungi; Basidiomycota; Tremellomycetes; Tremellales; Tremellaceae
Exons: 4
Coding region: 1-831 (276 amino acids)
Source: RefSeq, a predicted model, not a curated record